AAGGCCACACAGUGAAGAGGCAGCACAGACUUGCUUCUGGCCCAUUAGGAUCACCAGUAAGCUCCCAGACACCAUGGUGCAUUUUACUACCGAGGAGAAGGCUGCUGUUGCUAGUCUGUGGGCCAAAGUGAAUGUGGAGGUGGUUGGCGGUGAGAGCCUGGCAAGGCUCCUGAUCAUCUACCCGUGGACCCAGAGGUUCUUUGACAGUUUUGGAAACUUCUACUCUGAGUCUGCAAUAAUGGGCAACCCCAAGGUCAAGGCCCACGGCAGGAAGGUGCUGAACUCCUUUGGAAAUGCCAUUAAGCUCAUGGAUGACCUCAAGGGCAUCUUUGCAGAUCUAAGUGAGCUGCACUGUGACAAGUUGCACGUGGAUCCCGAGAAUUUCAGGCUCCUAGGAAACAUGAUAUUGAUUGUCUUGGCAACACACUUCAGCAAGGAAUUUACCCCGCAGAUGCAGGCUGCCUGGCAGAAGCUGACAAACGCUGUGGCUAAUGCUCUGGCCCACAAAUACCACUAGUUGCCUGGCCAACCAUGUUGGUGCCUGUCUGAGGGCCCAGUCUCCCUUCAGUUCCUGUCUUGAAGACAGAGCGAGAGAGCUCUGACUCCAGACAUAACUCCAUAUAAUUCAAAUGAAAUAAGAGUCAUGGUCUAUAUUGAGUGUCCUUGUAUUUUUUCUUUGUUUUUAUCUUUUAUAAGUUGAUUCAGCAAAAAAAAUAAAGCAUUCCUAUU
This is a messenger RNA of Bubalus bubalis (water buffalo), 729 nucleotides long. RefSeq names its product hemoglobin subunit epsilon-4. Gene Ontology annotation, biological process: oxygen transport; hydrogen peroxide catabolic process. NCBI's taxonomy places the organism in Eukaryota, Metazoa, Chordata, Mammalia, Artiodactyla, Bovidae. The coding region runs from base 74 to 517 and encodes 147 amino acids. The transcript has 3 exons. Gene Ontology annotation, cellular component: blood microparticle; haptoglobin-hemoglobin complex; hemoglobin complex. The record is from RefSeq and is a predicted model, not a curated record. Gene Ontology annotation, molecular function: oxygen binding; oxygen carrier activity; haptoglobin binding.